This is a messenger RNA of Tetranychus urticae (two-spotted spider mite), 3151 nucleotides long. RefSeq lists its product as uncharacterized. Gene Ontology annotation, molecular function: RNA binding; sequence-specific DNA binding. NCBI's taxonomy places the organism in Eukaryota, Metazoa, Arthropoda, Arachnida, Trombidiformes, Tetranychidae. Gene Ontology annotation, cellular component: nucleus. Gene Ontology annotation, biological process: regulation of transcription by RNA polymerase II; regulation of mRNA processing. The record is from RefSeq and is a predicted model, not a curated record.
AUCUCACUCUUUGUUCAUUUUACACUCAUUAAUCUGAUACAUUCUGUUUCUGUUUAAAUAAAUCUUUUGAAAUAAUUAUUUAAUUGGUAUUUCUUUUCCAUCUAAUAUUAUAUUUGCUACAAUUAUUCAUCAAUUGUUAAUAUUUUUUGUGUUGCCGUUGUAACCAUUAUUAAUGUCAUCAAUGUAUGAGAUUUACUUGGAUGAAUCAAAUGGCUCUAUCAGGGAGGAAGAUGAUGAUAUACCAGCUGAAGAAUUAAACACCGACAAUGCGAAUGGUGAUACAAGUAAGCCUGUUGAUGAAGUAAAGGUAGCUCCAGAAGUCAAAACUGAUACAAGCUUAACAUCAGGAAGUAACAAUGUGUGGGUCAGUGGAUUAUCAAGUAGCACGCGGGCGGCCUCCUUGCAAACAUUGUUCAAAAAACAUGGGAAAGUGUUGAGUGCCAAAAUUAUCACAAAUCCUAGAAUGCCUGGGUCCAGAGCUCACGGUUUCAUUACCAUGGAGACUGCUGAACAGGCAGAAAAAUGUAUCCAACAUUUAAACAAAACCGAAUUAGAUGGUAAAACAAUCACUGUCAGCAAGAAUCGUCCUAGUGAAUCAAGUUCGAGCUCUAGGCACAAAUCUACUAGUAGUAGCAGUUCAACUAAGAAAGACAAACCUAAAGAUAAAGAUUCAAAAUCGAGGAGUGAUGAAAACAAGGAUUCAGACAAGGAUAAAUCAAAAGACGAUAGUAAGAAGAGCGAUGAAAAAAGUUCACAUGAUGAUGAUAAGAAAAAGAGAGAGAAAUCUGGUGACAAAGACAAGGAGAAGGAAAAAGAUAGACAAAAGGAUCGGGAUAAAGAGAAAGAGAAAACUAAAAACAGAGAGAAAGACAAAUCCAAAGAUAAAGAGAAGGAGAAGAAGAAAGAUGACGAUAAAGACCAGUCAAAAGAAAAGGACAAGGACCGUGAUAAAGGUGUCGAAAAAGACAAAUCCAAAGAAAAGGACAAAGACAAAACUAAAGAAAAAGAAAAGGACAAAGAUAAAGAUAAAGACAAAUCUAAAGAAAAAGACAAAGACAAAGACAAAAAGGAUGACAAAAAGGAUGACAAAUCUAAAGAUGAAAAAGAGGCUGAUAAAAAGGACGAAUCUAAAGAUGAAAUUAAAAUCAAAAAAGAACGUUCCUCUAAAAGUCCGAGUCGAAGUCGCAGUCGUGAUCAUAAAAAAGGUUCUGAGAGUCCUCCUCGUAAAUUAGGUCGUAGACCAAUGAGACGUUUAGCUCCUGCGUUUUUGGCCCGAAGAAUGAAUACUCGUGGUCGAUCCUCUAGUUCUCGCCCUAACCCUGUUUUACUUAGGCGCAUUGAAACUGAAAGAGCUCAAAGGCGGAGAGAACGUGAUCGUGAGAUUCAAGAAGCCAAAAGGCGGCGAAUCGAACUCAUCCGAACCCAACGAGAAGUUGAACGCAAAGCUCAAGAGGAACGUGAUCGAAUUGAACGUGAAAUGGUAAAACUUCGAAUAGAAAGAGAAAGAUUGGAACGGGAAAAGGCUGAAAUCUUGAGAUUAGAAAGAGAGAAAGCCCGUCUCGAAAGAGAGCGACUCGAAAGAGAACGAGAUGAACUUAGGAGAAAACAAUUCCAGUUACCACAUCGCAUCGACGACAGCCCAAGAGGACGAUCUGGUAUCAACAAGAGACCUUAUGAUUCCCGAGGUGAUCCCAGGGAUAUGGAUUUGCAUUGGGAUGAUCGUAAAAGGAUGUCUAAUCCUUCACCAGUGACUGCAUCUGGAAGACCAUUUAAUGUAGCCGUUGGAUCUCGAAUGUCAGAUUUUGAUGCUCGUCAUGGUCACACAUCAGCUCCUUAUGACAAUAAAGGAGGUAAUUAUCGUCGAAUGAAAUUAGAUAAUCCAUCGUCUGGAGCUUCAAGGAAUGAAUACGACAUGAGACGAGAUUCUGGUCGUCAUGGUGGAAGCGGUGGUGGUCAUGAUCGCGAUGAUCGGCGGAACACUGGUGGUCCUAGUGGGGGUUAUUACAGGGACUCUUCUCGAAUGACAGGUUCAUCGCGAGAUCGAGAUCGAAGAGGAGGUGGAGGACGAGAUGAUUGGAAAGGUUCUCAUGAUCGAAGAGAUCGCUAUUUGGAUAAAGGAUUAACAUCAAUAGGUUCUGGUUAUUCUGCUGGUGCUGCAUACUCUGGUGGUAAUAGUGGAGACUGGAAUUCAGGAGACCGAGGCUCUUCAAAUUUAUCCAAAAUGUCAUAUCCAGCAGGACCUUCAGUUUCUGAAUCAAGGUCACGUGGAACAGGAUUGAGCUCAUCAUUGAUGACUGGUGGUGGAAAUCAAUUAAAUGACCUCUAUGAUAAUAGUUCAAAUAUGCCCAUGGCUGGUAUAAUGUCUCAUGGUGGAAUUGGCUCAGCAUCUGGAUUAGGAUCUGAUGAAAGACCUUAUAUGCAUUCUGUCAGACGCUUUUGAGCUUUUUUUCAUUUUCUUUCUAUUUUUUCUCUACUUCUCUUAAUUACUAUCAAAUCGCAUCCACAAUCUCGUGAAACAUUCAAAUUUGUAUCUCACACUAAGACAUACCUACAUCUAAAGCCAGCAUAUUAUACGGUUACACACAUAGAUAGACUCUCACAACUUCACUGACAUUAACAUUAAGCUUCUUCAUUAUUCUCUAAGAUUCUCAUCACUUACCACUGUGGAUACUUCAUCGAUUGGUAGCUAACCAAGUGGACAGAUAAAUUACUAAUUAAUGAUCUCUCUACCCUCCUUCAAGAAAAUGAUGAAAGUCAAGUUACCAGUCAAUUUCAAUUUUUGAUCGACACAUUAUUGGAAAUAUGAUCGACUCUGCCGAAUGUUAUCAAACCAUUGAAAAUAGCUUUUGAAAAUUUUUUAAUUGAGUUGCAAAUCAUGCAAAAACUAAGAAUAAUUACGCCUUUUUGGCCAAGAUUACAGAAUUCUCAGCUCCUAAAACAGCUUGAAAAGGGCGUUCCGAUUCAAUUUGCUGUUUUACCUGAUGGAGGUUGUGUGAAAAAAGAUGAAACUAAACAUGCCACUGAUGAUCCAUUUAAAGAAUUAAUAAUGAUUAUACAAACUUAAUUUUCAGGAUUGUUCCAAUUUUUGAUUUUAGGAUGUCAAUACAUGUGUAAAAAUUAAAAAACCUUUCUCCAUCGUUUUUGAUCACUA